AUGGGUAGACCUUUUGCAGAAGCAAUCAAAAUAGGGGAGAUGGUCGAAAAUGGCCUCAAGACAGGUAGAAUUGUAAGUCAAGCUGCUCUCAAAGCCACCACCCAAGCUAUCCAAAAUGGGUCGGGAGGUUUGGCAAAUAGAAAGAAGAGAGAUGAAUGGUCCAUGAUGGCUUCGGGAUCUAGGGAGUUUCAAAGAGGGGCAUCGCACCCUUAUGUGCAAUUUCAGCAGGGGCAAUCCAGCUACCCUCAACAUUAUUAUCCCCCGCCGAUUCCUCAAUACUCUGUGGGCCCACCACAAUAUACAGUGUUCAAUGCUCAAUCAUAUGCUCGGCCUCCCAAUCAGCAGGUACGGGCACCAGCUCCAAGGGCCCCCCGACCUCAGCAGCAAAAUUUUCGGGCACCUUACAAUGCUCGUCCCAGGCAGGAUUAUGGUCGAGAGCAGAGGCCGGUAGAAAAAUUCACUCCAUUGGCUGAAUCAUAUUCUAGUCUAUUCCAGAAGCUGAAGCAAAUAGGCGUAAUUGGACCCAUCGCUCCCCACCAUAUGCAUCCCGAUUUGCAUGGAUUUCAAGCAAAUGCUAGAUGUGAAUAUCAUUCUGGUGCCCCAGGGCAUAACACUGAUGACUGUUGGACUCUGAAAAGAGCCAUAGAGAGACUCAUUUCUGAAAAACUGAUUGUAGUGAUGAAUGGCGAGGACCCUCCUAACGUGACAAACAACCCGUUGCCAGCACACAAUGAUGUUCAUUUUGUGGGAAUGAUUGGCCGAGACCAAGAAUACAAGCCGCUCGGUCGAGCAGAAAUGACAGUGGGUGCAAUUCAAGAAGGAGCAGGUCUGGAAGUAAGUCCCAGCCGAGAUGUGCCAUUGAUUGUGAAAGGCGCCCAGAGCUCAAAUAAGGCAACUUUAUUUGUUCCAAAGAUCUCGAGGUUGGAAGUUCACUCCAGUGUUCCAAGCCCAAGGUUAUAUGUACUUGGAGGCCACCCCGUCAAAAGGGAGAAGCAGGGAGGUACGAAAGGUAUAACAGAGCCGAUCGUAAUCAAACCUGCCGUGCAACCCCCUGUGACCAACACAAAAACCACUCCUUGGAACUACAACAAAACUGUGAUGACCUACAAAGGCAAGGAAAUCAUAGAGGAAGUGGGGGAAACUGGAGGUUUUACUCGAUCAGGGAGAUGUUACUCUCCAGAAGAGUUGAGGAAGGCCAAGCAAAUUAGAGAAGGCCAUUUGCCAAUAAAGAAACCAGUCACUGAAGCAGAUGCGGAAGAGUUUUUGAAAAAGAUGAAAGUUCAGGAUUACUCAAUCAUUGACCAGCUAAGAAAGACUCCCGCUCAAAUCUCUCUACUAUCUCUGCUCCUACAUUCCAAAGAGCAUGCCCGUGUACUAAUCAAGGUCCUGAACGAGGCACAUAUCUCAGAGGAGACCACAGUGAAUCAGUUAGAGAAGAUGGCCAACAGAUUUUUCGAGGUGAACAGAAUCUCCUUUACUGAUGAUGAACUUCCCGAGGAAGGAGCCGGGCAUAAUAGGGCUUUGAACUUGAUGGUCAAAUGUGAGGGUCAUUAUGUAAAGCGAGUCAUGGUUGAUGGAGGCUCAAGUGUAGAUGUAUGCCCUCUCUCUACCUUGCAAAGCAUGAAGAUCGAUACAGACAGAAUCCGACCGAGCAAUGUUCGCAUCCGGGCUUUUGAUGGCUCAGCAAGAGAUACCAUUGGGGAGAUCAACCUCACCAUGACGAUUGGGCCAGUUGACUUUGAGAUUGUCUUCCAAGUAGUGGACAUGGCCACUUCUUAUAACUUUCUUCUUGGAAGGCCAUGGAUCCAUACGGCCCGAGCUGCAAAAAUUACUGUUCACCGAGAAGACGAGUCUUCUAUUUAUAAAGACCCGUUAAUCCCCUGUAUUGAGGCCAAGGAAGGGUCUGAGUACAUUGUCUACCAGGCUUUUGAAGUGGUUACUAUGGACCAUGUCGAGGAAGGAAAGCCCAUUUUGUAUCCUCGUCUUUCUGCCACAUCUGUAAUGGCGGCUGCAGUUAUGAUAAGACAAGGUUAUGAGCCAGGAAAAGGUUUGGGAGCACCAUUGCAAGGAAUUUCGGAGCGUAUUUCUCCGUUUGGUAACCAUGGUACUUUAGGAUUGGGCUUCAGGCCAACACAAGCAGACGAAAACAAAGCCAAACACCGCAAAAAGCAUGGAUGGGUCUUGCAACAGCCUAUCCCUCAUAUUUUCUACACUUUUGUCAAGCCACGAUUCCGAGAGGGUCAAAAUUCCUCGGCGCAUGCAAACAUUAUUGAAAUUUUCCAUGGCCUCAGCGAGAUGUUUUCUGAAGUGAAUAUGAUUCAGGCUGGUGAAGGAACUAGUCGUGCCGAUAUGUGGACAGAGAUUGCCAAAAAGCUUUUGACAGGAUCAAAGAUUAUCUGUCAAAAACCCCUGUACUGGUCCCGCCUGAACCUGGUAGGCCUUUGUUUUUAUAUCUAUUGGUGA
Nicotiana attenuata is the source of this 2463-nucleotide messenger RNA. RefSeq lists its product as uncharacterized. Gene Ontology annotation, molecular function: nucleic acid binding. Bases 1 to 2463 code for a protein of 820 amino acids. Lineage: Eukaryota; Viridiplantae; Streptophyta; Magnoliopsida; Solanales; Solanaceae. The record is from RefSeq and is a predicted model, not a curated record. The transcript has 3 exons.